AUGUUCUUUAUGCAAGACCAUGUUCAUGGUGUACAUCAGAUAUCCCUGCUCAUUGCAGGGGGGUUGGACUACAUGACCUUUGAAGGAACAUUCCAACCCAAACUAUUCUAUGAUUCAAAGCAAUUCCAUUCUAUUCUCUAAGAUUGAUUUGCAUUCAUGGAAAUGGGUUCAGGACCAUUUCUAUGUUAGCUGAGAAUCUGCCUGAUUUAUUCAGUGUUAGAGUUAGAAAAGUUUCCACUGGAUAGUCUACACUUCACUGCGCUGGUCAUUUGCUCUGUUCAGUUUUGAAUGCUGUGGCUGGGUCACCUCGAAGUCUUCCCUCUAGCACUGAGAAUAAGCUUGACUUCCCUAGUCUUUUCUCAAAGCAAAUACUAAAGCUGGGGGCUCUCCUAAUUUCUCUACUUUAUGCAGAUUCCCUUGAGUUCAUGUAACCUUCCUCAGUGAGGAUGUCCAGGGCCAGAAAUACUUGGAGAUGCGGGCUCAGCACUGGCUGCACAAAGAAGCAAGGCAUGUUUUCCACCUCCAGCAGGGUGGCAGGUGUCCUUCCAGAGGGCUGAGGAGGCUCAUCUGGUGCAUGAGGGUGGUAGAUUUUUCUUCAUGUUCUGAUUUACUGCAUCAUUUUUCAAGGAUCUGAGUAGGAGCCUUGAAAGAUUGAAGAGCUCAGCUGAAGAGAGGAAUGUGCUUUAAGGAUUUCACCCAGUGGAAGUCCCAGUUUGCAGGGGGGGCUUGCAGUGGUAUAGGAGAAGGAGGUGACUGGCCCCUGGAUGGCUGGAGCUUCAGGGCAGGUAGUUUUCUGGGAGCAGAGCCCCCUGGGAGCUGCCCAAUACAACUGUGGGACAGUUAUCCCCUGUGUCGUGUCCCAGUGGAGUGCCUGGAGUGGCUGUGCAGAGCCUUGCAAGACAACAUAUCGUGUUCGAAGGAGACAUGUCAUCCAGGAGGCGAGGAAUGGAGGAGAGGCAUGCCCUCCUCUGGAGGAGAGGGCUGGCUGCGUGGAGUACUGGACUCAGCAAGGAACAGAGUGCAAACAGUCCCUGAUCCCAGCGUUAAUAACAACAGGAGGGUUUGGAAAAGCGAGGAAAAAAAGAGCUGCAGCUGAUGGCAACGAAAGAGCAGGGUACUGUGUUGAAUUCCAGCUUGUGGCCAUCACGCCAGGGUGCUUGCACAGCCACCACUCAUACACUCACUGGAUGCAGUACCUCAGGGAGGGCCACACUGUCUGCGUGGAGUGUCAGCACCCAGCUUUAGACUCCAGAAGUCUACAUUGUUAUGGCGAUGGCAGUGGAAGCAGAAAGAAUCAGCUGUUGCACUGGCAGGCAGUAGGGAACCCUCGGUGCAAGGGAACCUGGAAGAGAAUUCGCCAGCUGGACACUUGCUCCUGUCCUUUCUGUCACAGCUUCUUGUUCAUCUAACUUCUCCUGAGAGUCUCAGCAAGCGAGUGUUGUGAUGGCUUGUCUGGCACCAGCAUGCGGCAGCACUAGGAACCACAACCAAAACAAUGACUUCUCCAUGUCAGAGGCUAUGCCUCUUACUUUUCAAGAGAUUUCUGUCUGGACUGGGGCACCCUGAAUCCCUUCUGUCUGUGUAUACUCCUUGGUUUCCAAAGAAAUCGGACUGGCUGUGAAGUGCCAAUCUCUUUGUGCCCACGCAUCCCUGAGAGAGGUCUGUCUGACCCUGAUGACAUCUUGCAAAUUCCCCCUUUCUUGAGAAGAACAAGAAUUCACCAAAUAAGAAUAAGGACAAAAAAGGCUGUAUGAACCCAGGGUUAAUUAUUAUUUUUCUGAAGUCUCAAUGAAGAAUCAACAAUGCAAAAUAAGUUAACUCAAGUGCCUUCUUUUCAUGGCAAUAGCACUUCUUCAUGGAUGCUUCCUGCUUGUACUGAGAUGUCAUUGCCUUUUGUUUUCAUGCUCCCUGGUCUCAUCAUUUCAUAUUGAUCCUCAGUCUUACAGAGGGUUGAUGGUUGAUUUUGUGCUGCUGAGAUAAUGGCAAAACUUAGCAAUGAGCCAGUUCAAAUCUGUGAGAAUAGAAGGUACCAGGGAUAAAUUGGACUUGGACUUCAGGUUUCAAGCAGCAUCUCUGAGUUGCCCCAAAAUACAGUGCAGUCCUGGGGCUAUGAAUUGGAGGUCAUCCCAGCUGCACCAGGAGGGCUAGCUAUAGCCUUGUAUUUUUGACUGGAAAAUAUUUGAAGUAUUUUCUUUAUAUUCUGCUGAUUUAUAUUCAUACUUUUCUAUAAAUGAAAAUAAAGGAGGCUGGAGACAUUC
This is a messenger RNA of Strigops habroptila (Kakapo), 2258 nucleotides long. Its product is annotated as somatomedin-B and thrombospondin type-1 domain-containing protein-like. Lineage: Eukaryota; Metazoa; Chordata; Aves; Psittaciformes; Psittacidae. The transcript is spliced from 7 exons. The record is from RefSeq and is a predicted model, not a curated record. Bases 765 to 1409 code for a protein of 214 amino acids.